UAAGAGUCUUUUGAAAUGUAAGGAGCUACGUGCAGGAAGCAUAAACCCAGGACGUCUGGAAGGAAUUAGACGCUGAAGAAGUAGUAAAAGUAGCGUGGUUGGGCAGUUCAUGACUUUAACCUGUAUUACCUACAGCUCUUCUCACCAACAUUGACUACUGUUGAAUGACAAUUUUUUCUUUUUUUAUUUCUUUUGUUUAUUUCUUUUAUUCGUUGUAUAUAUUACACUUAUGCCAAAGUUGACUAACAAGAUGAUUUGUAUACAUUUAAAAUGUAUACAUUAUAUAAUUAAUGUAUGCAAAGAGAGAAGUUAAAAGAAGAAAAAAAAAUACAAUACUUGAAUGAAUGUUUUUAACCGUUCACAGCAAAGGAGACUUGGAAAAUUGCACAAACUUUUUUCUUUAUGAAGAGACAUUUUAUGAAGCUUCAUGAGUGUUUCUGCAAAGGUGACUCUAGAAGAUACGUUGCUGAGAAGUUUUCUCCAAGUUGAACGCUGCUAACCGAGCCUAUGCUGACUGCAUCCAUUUAAAGAAACGGCACAGCCACACACAGCUACUUCAAGAUGAAAUGUGACAAAGCUCUCACCUACCUAAGAAUUUUCGGGACGACAAUGUUUGGAGUCUCGCUCCUCGUGGGGAUCUCUACCGCCUACAUAAUGGGCUACCAGUUUUUCACCACGGCACGAAACCACUUGUCCUUCGGGCUGUACGGGGCCAUCCUGGUCAUCCACCUUAUCAUCCAGAGCCUGUUUGCUGUCCUAGAACACCGGAACAUGAGGAGAUCCAUGGAGACGCCCAUCAAACUCACCAAAUCACUGGCCCUGUGCAUUGCAGCCUAUCAGGAGGACCCGGCCUACCUGAGGAAGUGUUUGGUAUCGGUCAAGAGGUUGACCUACCCGGGCAUCAAGGUCAUCAUGGUGAUCGACGGGAAUAACGAGGACGACAAGUACAUGAUGGAGAUCUUCCGGGAGAUCAUGGGGUGGGAUAAAGCCACCACGUACGUCUGGAAAAAUAACUACCACCACAGGGGAUCUGAGGAGACGGACGAGAUGUACGCUGAGAGCCUGCAGGCCAUCUCGCGCCUUGUGCUCAAUAAUAAAUGUGUCUGCAUCAUGCAGAAGUGGGGAGGCAAGAGGGAAGUAAUGUACACAGCCUUCAAAGCCCUGGGGAGGAGUGUGGACUAUGUUCAGGUGUGUGACUCUGACACUAUGCUGGAUCCUGCGUCCUCUGUGGAGAUGGUGAAGGUUCUGGAGGAAGACCCCAUGGUGGGAGGAGUGGGAGGAGACGUCCAGAUCCUGAACAAAUACGAGUCCUGGAUCUCGUUUCUUAGCAGCGUCCGUUACUGGAUGGCCUUCAACAUCGAGCGAGCGUGUCAGUCCUACUUUGGCUGCGUCCAGUGUAUCAGCGGACCACUGGGAAUGUACAGGAACAACCUGCUCCACGAGUUCAUAGAGGAUUGGUACAACCAGACCUUCAUGGGCAGCCACUGUAGCUUCGGCGACGACCGCCACCUCACCAACCGCGUGCUGAGCCUGGGCUACGCCACCAAGUACACGGCCCGGUCCAAGUGCCUGACCGAGACCCCCAUCACCUACCUGCGCUGGCUGAACCAGCAGACCCGGUGGAGUAAGUCUUACUUCAGAGAGUGGCUCUACAACGCCAUGUGGUUCCACAAACACCACCUCUGGAUGACCUACGAGGCUGUCAUCACCGGGUUCUUCCCCUUCUUCCUCAUCGCCACGGCGAUACAGCUGUUCUACCAGGGGAGGAUCUGGAAUAUCCUUCUCUUCCUGUUGAUCGUCCAGGCGGUCGCCCUCAUCAAGUCCUCCUUUGCCUCUUGCAUGAGGGGCAACAUCGUCAUGGUCUUCAUGUCCUUCUACUCAGUGUUGUACAUGUCCAGUCUGCUACCGGCCAAGAUGUUCGCUAUCGCCACCAUAAACAAGGCUGGCUGGGGCACGUCAGGGAGGAAGACGAUCGUGACUAACUUCGUAGGGCUCGUUCCCAUAUCGGUCUGGUUCACCAUCCUCUUCCUUGGCAUUAUCUAUACGGUCGUCCAGGAAACCAGAAAAGAUUUUCCUUUUCCAGACUCUGAAAAGAUAGUGUUAAUCGUUGGUGCGAUAGUGUACGCCAGCUACUGGGUCAUGCUCUUGACGUUGUACAUGGUACUGAUCACUAAAUGUGGAAAGAGGAAGAAAGAACAGCAGUAUGAUAUGGUGCUGGAUGUAUGACAUCUUCCUCCUUUCCUCCUCCUCCUCCCCCUCCUCCACUGAAACUCCUCGAUUGGGUCUUAAACGCCACUCUAUUUCCUGUAUAGUGCACUACUUUUGACCAGGGUCCAUACAGGGCUUUGGUCAAAAAAGUAACACACUUUUUACGGGUCAGGGUGCAGUUCGAGACGCAGACAUUGUCCCUCUCAACGUUUACAAAGUGAAGAAUCUCAAACUGCUCAUUGAUCGUUGGACUCUCGGCAGGUGACGUGAAGUGACGAUGCCAGAAGAGCGAUAUCAUUGCUGCUGUGACUGACUGCAACAAGAAACUACAGAUAUUUCCUUCUGAAAUAUUAUGAUGAUGAGGUAAAAAAACACUUGUUGGUGAUGUGUUUUGCCAAAUGGAAAACCACCAAAUGGACAUCCUGUUUUUCCACAUAGAUACACAGAGAUGAUAUGCAUAAUGUCCUAUGCACUUUUACGUCUCACUCCCAUUGUGCAUAAUGCUUGACAGAGUCAUUUGAAGAUGAAAUACCUCAGUGGUUAUGCUUUUCAUUGUAUGAGUGAGUGAUCGGGAUGCACCCAGAAAAUGGCUCGUUCUUGAUUAUAACAUAAUUUAUGAUGUUUUUUGGUCAUAUUUGUCCUCUUUUUUUUAUACACAGUUGUUAAUGAAAGUCAAAGCUGGAAUUUCUCAGUUCUUUGGCCAUGCUGUAUCUGUUGACUUGUUACUUUGUAAUUUACAUAUUAUAUUUUAAUGCCUUUUUAUAUAGACUUUUUUAAAUUCUAUUUUUGCUUUAAUAAACACCAAAGAUUCUUUAUUUUCAUUCAUUUUUUAUAUGAAAUGGAGAGAAAAAAAAUGCAUUGUGCAUUCAACUGUUAUAACAAUGAUGUGUGUAUCUGACCAAAAAUGUGAAGUUAACAGCUGGGUUUUUGUCUGCAAUGAUAACAAUAAAAUGCAAUUCUAGGGAUAAGUUAUUGAAUACAA
Messenger RNA from Oncorhynchus tshawytscha (Chinook salmon), 3190 nucleotides. RefSeq names its product hyaluronan synthase 2 (gene has2). Gene Ontology annotation, biological process: hyaluronan biosynthetic process; extracellular matrix assembly. The coding region runs from base 562 to 2226 and encodes 554 amino acids. Lineage: Eukaryota; Metazoa; Chordata; Actinopteri; Salmoniformes; Salmonidae. The transcript has 4 exons. The record is from RefSeq and is a predicted model, not a curated record. Gene Ontology annotation, molecular function: hyaluronan synthase activity.